This is a messenger RNA of Ceraceosorus guamensis, 159 nucleotides long. RefSeq lists its product as hypothetical. The transcript has a single exon. NCBI's taxonomy places the organism in Eukaryota, Fungi, Basidiomycota, Exobasidiomycetes, Ceraceosorales, Ceraceosoraceae. Gene Ontology annotation, molecular function: zinc ion binding; DNA-binding transcription factor activity, RNA polymerase II-specific. The record is from RefSeq and is a predicted model, not a curated record. The annotation marks the transcript as partial. Gene Ontology annotation, biological process: regulation of DNA-templated transcription.
GAAGGCGAAGCUGAGGCAAGCGAUGAGCGGCAAAGACGCACUAUUCUCGCAUGCGCGUUCUGCCGUUCGCGCAAGCUGAGAUGUGAUGGAGAGCAGCCAUGUCGACAAUGUGACCGGAGGGGCGAGAGAUGUGAGUACGUCCUACCUCCUGCGGCCAAG